CUCGUGCACGGCCUGCGAUCUCAGCCAGCCACUUGUGAUACAUCUACAAACGCACUGCAGUUGUUGCGACAGGCGUUUGUUUAUUGUGGCCGUCAGCGGGGAUAGACAGCGUCGUCUCAUGCGCUCGUGCCAUAUAUCCAUACCCAACCAGCAACCACGUUAAGUCCACCAGGACCCUUUUUUUUAGAAAAGGACACCCUGGUUAAAAAGCGCUGCUCUGAACUUCCGCACACCACCAUGUCUCCCAGUCAGCCCGGCAUCCCAUUGAAGAUCAAUGUCAUCGGUGCUGGCAUCGCCGGUCUCUCGUCGGCCAUAGCACUCUCCGACAGCAACCCUCACCACCAGAUCACGGUCCUCGAGUCCAACCCCUUCCUCAGCGAGUUUGGCGCCGGCCUGCAGCUCUUCCCCAACAGCACUCGCAUCCUCGACAAAUGGGGCCUAACACCAGCCCUGGAGAAGGUGGCCUGCCACUCGUCCCACAUGUCCAUCCGUCGCUGGAAAGAUAACGCAGAGCUGUCCUUCAACUUGAACAACCCUACCACCACCUGGCUCUACGGCUGGCCCCAGUGCCAGAUCUACCGACCAGACCUACAGCAAAUCCUGUUCGACCGGUUAAAGCAGCAACCGAACGUGUCCGUUUUAUUCGGCAAGUCCGUUGCAUCCGUGGACCACGAAAGUGGGACCAUCCACACGGCAGAUGGCGAGGUAUUCGAGGCAGACCUCACAGUCGCAGGAGAUGGAAUCUGGUCCCGGACCAGACGAUGCCUGCCGGCAUCAAAGGACAUCGCCCCGACACCGUAUCGCGAGCAUCAUUACCGGGCGGUGAUUCCGCGAUCGCGGAUGCUCUCGAACCCCGUUACGGCGCCGCUCAUGUCCUCGACAGAGACGCAAUCGUGGGUAGGACCGGGCAUGUUCGUGUUGGCGUACGCGGUCGCCUCGAACGAGUUAUAUAACCUUGUCAUUGGGGUCCCGCGGCCGAGCGAAGGGGUGCCUCUGGGCAGGUGGAAUCACCCUGCGGAUCUAGACAUGAUGCGUGGGCUUGUAUCGGAGUGGUGUGAGGAAGUGCGCGCCUUGGCUUCGCUUGUUGAAGACGGGGAGUGUGUCUCCUGGACCUUGGGUGAGGUCGGCCCGAUCCCCAGCUAUGUCAGUACAUCUGGAAGAGUCGCGCUGGUUGGGGAUGCGGCGCAUGCCCUCCUUCCUCAUGCUGCACAGGGGGCGGGAAUGGCGAUGGAGGAUACCGCCAGUCUGGCGGAGUUUGUGGGACAGCUAAGAUGUAAGGAGGAUCUGGCCAAGGUGAUACACACAUGGAGCCGGUUCCGCCAGGCUCGCGUAGAGCAUUUGCGUAGCAUCAGCCGGGGAAACGCCGUUGAUAUGACCCUUCCGGAUGGCGAAGAGCAGAUUGCUCGAGAUACGAAAUGGAAAGCCAUCCGCGAUAAGCAGCGGGCGCAGUUAGCGGAGCUUGUACAGGAGCAGAUUAGAGAGAAGAUCCUGCAGGAGAAACCGGCCCCUGAUCCAGCUUGCAAAAGCACGUUUGAGCCGGGGGGAAGAAUGUGGAUCAAUGGGUUUGAUAUCAGUGAGGAGAGUAGGAGGUUCUGCCACGAGCAUUUGAGACUGGGUGUCUCGGCUUAGAAAUGAUAUGACUAUAUUAGAAGCAAGCCAGUCGCUUUAAACUACUUGUGAUCUCAGCAUCGUGGGUAUAUUGGACUCUGCCUAGUCUGAAAAUAUGGCGUCGUAAGGAGAAACUGAACUUUCGAUAUACUUAUUAGGGAGUAUGAGGUGCGGUUACGGAUACACUUGAAACAUGAUACUUUAUUAUAAUCCAACAAUCUGCCGAUACCAAUUCACAGC
Messenger RNA from Aspergillus versicolor CBS 583.65, 1848 nucleotides. Its product is annotated as FAD-dependent oxidoreductase. Gene Ontology annotation, molecular function: monooxygenase activity; FAD binding. Bases 238 to 1629 code for a protein of 463 amino acids. Lineage: Eukaryota; Fungi; Ascomycota; Eurotiomycetes; Eurotiales; Aspergillaceae. Gene Ontology annotation, biological process: secondary metabolite biosynthetic process. The record is from RefSeq and is a predicted model, not a curated record. The transcript has a single exon.